This is a messenger RNA of Tachysurus fulvidraco (yellow catfish), 4204 nucleotides long. Its product is annotated as histone deacetylase 9-B. NCBI's taxonomy places the organism in Eukaryota, Metazoa, Chordata, Actinopteri, Siluriformes, Bagridae. Gene Ontology annotation, cellular component: histone deacetylase complex. The record is from RefSeq and is a predicted model, not a curated record. Gene Ontology annotation, molecular function: histone deacetylase activity. Gene Ontology annotation, biological process: chromatin organization. Bases 253 to 2268 code for a protein of 671 amino acids. The transcript has 14 exons.
ACACACACACACACACACACACACACACACACACACACACACACACACACACACACGGGAUACUAGGGCGCACUACGUAGUCGUGUAGUGUGCGGUUUGGGACGUGGCCAUCGGCAUCCUGCGCGUCCAGGGCGCAGCCGUGGGUCCGCUUAUUUAACCAGUCGCGCGCACGAGCUGGACGGAACUGUUCGGUUGUCGCUACCGUCACAGCACCAGCAUCAACACUCCGUGAAUAGAAAAUGCAGAACGAGGAUGAUGAUGAGAUGCAUCAACAGGUGCCCUUUUCCCAGUUUAACACUGCUGGACUUUUCCCCUCGUAUAUACAUGGUGACGACAUGGGCUCCCCUGAGCACCCAGGUGUGCGGCAUCUUUAGGGCCAGCGUAAGUCAGCGUAGCAGGCUGCCGGAGGCCUCCCGUGGGCAGGCGGAGAGCGGAGGGAUAUAUUUAUCCACUGCUCCCCGCAUGCCCGAGGCCCUCCUGCGCGUCUUGGCAGAGGAAGGCGAGCAGAUGGAGACCCUACUGGCAGGAUCAGAGCUGUUGUCCCCGGUGGGCAGGUCUGAGGUCAGUAUGCCGGAGUGGGAGCGGGACUCAGAUGAAUGGGAGAGGCAGUUACAGAGGGAACUCCUGCUGAUCCAGAGGCAGCAGCAGAUCCAGAAACAGCUGCUCAUUGCCGAGUUUCAGAAACAGCAUCAGGCAUUACUGCGACAGCACCAGGCUCAGCUACAGGAGCACAUCAAGCUCCAGCAGGCAUUGUUGACCCUCCGACAGCAGCAGGAGGCUCUUGCAGAAGAGCGCACGCCUGAAAUCGAGAUAGAUGAGGAGGUUGAGGAGGUGCAGGGAGAGGAGCUGGAACGCCACAGGAGAGAGCAACAGCAACACCCACACCUCAACCACAGGAAGAAGGAGCGCAGCAAAGAGAGCCCGGAUCUUUUUCCUUCAGGUGCUAUGGCCAGCACUGAGGUGCGACAAAAACUGCACGACUUCCUGCUGAAUAAAUCAUCUAAAGACACGCCUGCAUCUGGUCACCCACUCAACCAGCGUGCCAAACUCUGGUACAUCACCAGCCAGCACAUGUCCAUGGAGCAGAAGUCUCCUCCUUUAGGAGAGAUGCCUCCUACGUUCAGAUCCCCUCUGCCCUCUGGCCUGGACACCAGGGAGGAGGACUUCCCCCUCAGGAAGACGGCCUCGGAACCUAACCUGAAGGUGCGCUCACGACUGAAGCAGAAGGUUUCUGAGAGGAGGAGCGGCCCUAUCCAGCGCCGCAGAGAUGGCAGCGUUCUCGUCACGCCACCUAAGAAACGCCCGCUGGAGCUCAGUGACUCCUCAGCCAAUGACAGCUCUCCCAGCUCUGGACCCAGCUCUCCCAUUGGCUUAUGCAGCAAUGAGAACGGCACAACCUUCCAGGCUAGCUCCGCCCAAAUGGAGAAGUAUUUACCACAGGGAGGAUUUCUGAAGGCAGACGGCUCUCUCACUCUGUUGAACCUCUACACAUCACCUUCCCUUCCUAACCUUACCUUAAGCCUCCACUCUGGGCCUUCGCCAAUCAGCCCUGCUUCAUCUAUAAAGGAGCGAGCAGGUGAAGCGAGCUCUGUAUCUGCUGCCUCCCGGGAGCCGAAGGUGAACACCAGCCAUCAGGCUCUGCUGCAGCACCUGUUACUGAAAGAGCAGACCAGACAGCAGAAGAUACUCUCAUCCGGCAGUGUCUCAGUUCUUCCCCAGUCUCCUCUGGUGAUGAAGGAACGCUCAGGCGGAGGCUCUCGUCCCAGGCUGCCUCGGCACCGGCCCCUGAACCGGACCCAGUCUGCGCCGCUUCCCCAGAGCACGCUGGCUCAACUCGUCCUACAGCAGCAGCACCACAACUUUGUGGAGAAACAAAAGCAAUACCACCAGCAGGUCCACAUGAACCAGGUGCUAUCACAGUCCAUCGAGCAGCUGAGGAACCCCACCGCUCACCUGGAGGAGGACGAGGAGGCGAGAGCACUGGAGCUCACGCUGCCCCCUGCUGGAGUCAUCCGGAGCCACAGCAGCAGCAGCAGCAGCAGCAGCAUUCACUUAGAGAGUGGCGUCCAGAACGAGACCUCCAGCACCCCGGCCAGCGUGAUCAGGGUGAAAGAAGAGCCGCUGGAUCCUGAGAGCAGGAUGGAGGAAGGUGGAAGGAGCGGAGGAGUGGCAGGAAGAAGGGAUGAACGAAACGAAAGAGGAGAGGAGCCGAUGAAAGAGGUCAAGUCCGAACAGAACGUAGAGAAUAUGACCGAGACGGACGUCUGAGAACGAGAAGAGGAUGAACUAAAGUGAGUCAGAGAGAAGGAUAGAAAGAGAGAAUGAAUACAAUCAAAAGCUUCAGAGAAAGGAAGAAUAAAGGAGAAGUGAAAGAGUAACGAGUGCAGGAGAGCGAAAGCACCUUCUUGUCUCGUCACCUCCUUUUGUCUUUUUAUUCUUUUUCUUCUGAAUUUAUGGUCAAAAUUGAGAUCAUUACAACUGACCACGUUAUCCCAGGCAAUCGCAAUGGUUAUGAAUGUGAUAUUACAGGUGAGAUCGGCAAUGUGACAGGUUUUAAAGAUUGAUAGUGUUUCUAUAACAUAUACAGAAGACAUGAUGUUAAAUAUAUUGAGUUAAAAUUGACUUAUAGGGUCAUUCAGCCAAGCACAGGGGCAACAUUAGUGUUCAUGUUUCUCUUUAUCAUUUAUCAAAAACACUUUCUCCUACACAUGUUCAACAUUGGGUUGAGAUCAAGUGAGACAUGGUCAAAGCCACAGCAUGUGAUUUUACAUAAUUACAUCAUCCUCAUCAAAACGUUCAGUGAGUCGUCAUGUCCUGUGGGUAUGGGGGCGGGGCCAUCCUGGAAGAGACCACGCCCAUUGGGAUAGAAAAGAAACAAGAAGAACUUUGUACUGAUGUAAAGUGACAUUUCGCUUUCUGAGGGGACAAGCGGAGCCAAGGCAUGGCAUUGCAAAUAAUCAAUUUCCCUCACUGCAUAGCAUUAAGGGACGGAGUAUUGAGCUUGAUUUUAAUGGAAGUGUGCAGAGGACAAAUGUGCCAAGCUGUUUAAAUAGACUUCUGGAUGUGAGCUUACAGCCUUAAUUAGUUUCUCCUCCAUCCUCCCUGACAUCCGUGUGACUGAGGAAACAUUUCUUAUGACUAUUCAAUUUGCUUCUAUUUGCUGAAACAUGUCCAAAAAGGUUAGAUCAGCCCAUUAUAAAUGAUUGACUGUUUGCCGGAUUGGGAGUGUAACUUUUGCACAUUGCCUUGUGUUGAUGAUCAGCGGUGAACAUUGUAGUUGUGAUGGAUAGAAAAAUGCUCUUGUGAACGCAGCUUAGCAUAACAGAUUGAGCAGAUUUGUAGAAAAGUUUUUAAAUGGUGAGUAAAAAGUUCAGAAUAUUCAGAAAACACUAAAAAUUUCAGAACUUGACCAAGCUGGGAUGGGGAUGGUGGAUAUGUCAUUUUACUGUGAUCUCUCUCUCUCUCUCUCUCUCUCUCUCUCUCUCUCUCUCUCUCUCUCUCUCUCUCUCUCUCUCUCUGAGAACUGACAGACACACACACACACCCACACCCACACACACACACACACACCCACACCCACACACACACACACACACACACACACACACACACACACACACACGACAGUCCGCCGGUGAUUUCUGCUGUUGUGUUUUCUCUUUCAUAUGUAUAUUGCUGUGCAUAACAUAGAAAAGCCAUGACCUCCAAAAUAUUGUUUUUACCAGCCAGAGGAUUCUCGGUGUCUGUGUAAAAAAAAAACCUGAUAGGGAGCUUUUCUGUUUUUCCUUUCUAAAUGUACAUAUAAGACCUGGGAUGAGUAUUUUUUUUUGUUUGCAUUUUGCUGAUCUUAAUUUAGUCCCCUGUGCUGUUAAAGAUGUCAUGUGCAUCCUGCCACAUUGGCCUUUAAAGUGAGCUGCAAGUUCCUCUGAGUGUUCUUUCAUAUAUUUUACACAUUGUGCAGUUUAUUCAUCUAAACACUGGGACUAUUUGUAAUUGUACAUUUUAAGGUUUUUAUUAUUAUUAUUAUUAUUAUUAUUAUUAUUAUUAUUAUUAUUAUUAUUAUUAUUAUUAUUAUGAGUAGUUUAAUUUAGCUGAUCUCAUCCAUCUGAUGAUUGAUGUGUACAUUGAUGUGUGAAGCAUAUGAGGAAUGACAAUCUGGCUCGAGUUCUUGGAAUAAAAAAGGCUUUGCUGUUUAUAAACCAAA